GAACCAACAGCCUGGCAACUUCUGCGGUGUUCCCAAAGCAACCAAAUUGUCAUUCAAGAAUGAUUCUAAUAUUUUAAACGAUAACUGACGAGACGGGAUUGUGGCAGGAGUCUGAAGUGUAACUGUUGGAGCCAUAACUCUCCUGAUGGGAGCAGCCACACAUUAAACAGAAGAAGAAGCAGCUGCAACAGGAGGUUUAGCUGGGAGGACAUGGCGGACGUCAGCAGGUUACAAGCUAUCGCCUAAACGCCUAAACAACAGGGAAAGCGAAACCGAAGACUAGAGGCGGCUGCAGGAGGACCUUAAUUUAGUUUAAUGUUACAUGGAUAGCCGGAGCUCCUCAGGACUGUUCGCCCUCCACUGAACCUGCAUGGCGUCCACUCAAGUCCGGCUAGGCCAGCAGGCCUUAGCGGUACUUGAUGUGGCUCUGCGAGUUCCCUGUAUCUUUAUUAUCGACGCCAUUUUUAACUCUUAUUACGACCCAGGUUCGGGAUGGGCCGGGGCGAUGGGGAAGGUGUUGGUCAAAGUCAUUGGUAUCCUCAUCUCCAGCAUGGUGCUGCUGCUCUCUCAGAAAGCCUUGUUCAAGUUCUACACCCUCUUCUUUGCUGUGCUCCUCGGCAUGGCAGCGGUGCUCAUCAACUACUACGCCACCUCUCACAUAGACUUCUACAGCGCCUACUACAAAGCGGCUCUGGGCUUCAGACUGGUGCCUAGAAACGGGCCGACGUUGUGGCUGGGCAUGGCUGGCAUCCAGCUUGUUUUUGGAGUGGGCUACGUGUUCCUUCUCAACCUCCAGUCGGUGUUCGCUGCUCUGGUGGUGCUGGACAUCAUGAUCCCUCUGUGGGGGCUGAUGAUCGAGCUGCCCGUGGACGUGCGGCAGCUGGUGGCCGUGUUCUCGGGCCUGGCGCUGGCGCUCAACACGGCCGUGUGCCUGGCCAUGAGGCUGAAAUGGUUUUACUACUCGUGCCGGUACGUCUACCUGCUGGUGCGCCACAUGUACCGGAUCUACGGGCUGCAGCUGCUGCUGGAGGACACCUGGAAAAGGAUCAGAUUCCCAGACGUGCUGCGGGUGUUCUGGCUGACCCGGGUCACGGCCCAGGCGCUGAUCCUGGUGUACGUGGUGCGGGCCGUGAGGAGGGAGAGCGGAGACGCUACAGGCAGUCUGACAGACGGAGGCUCCGACUCACAGGGUUACCUGCUGAGCUGGGAUGUGUUCUGGGAUCUGACCAGUAACCUGAUCAUCUCCGGCUGUGACUCCACGCUCACCGUGCUGGGGAUGAGCGCUGUCAUCUCCUCUGUGGCACACUACCUCGGCCUCAGCAUCCUGGCCUUCAUAGGCUCGACGGAGGAGGAGGACAAGCGUUUAGGCUUCGUAGCUCCUGUUCUGUUCUUCAUCCUCGCCCUGCAGACCGGCCUCAGCAGCCUGGACCCUGACGAACGCCUGGUGCGCCUGAGUCGGAACAUGUGCCUUCUGCUGACCGCCAUCCUGCACUUCAUCCACGGCAUGACGGACCCCGUCCUGAUGUCCCUCAGCGCCUCCCACGUCUCCUCGUUCCGCCGCCAUUUCCCCGUCCUGCUGGUGUCCUCUGCGCUCUUCGUGCUCCCGGUGGUGCUCAGCUACGCCCUGUGGCACCACUACGCCCUCAACACCUGGCUGUUCGCCGUCACCGCCUUCUGCGUGGAGCUCUGCCUCAAGGUGGUGGUGUCCCUGACCGUCUACAGCCUCUUCAUGGUGGACGGCUUCUCCAACGUCCUGUGGGAGAAGCUGGACGACUACGUGUACUACGUUCGCUCCUCGGGCAACAUCAUCGAGUUCCUGUUUGGCGUCAUCAUGUUUGGCAACGGCGCCUACACCAUGAUGUUCGAGUCGGGCAGCAAGAUCCGCGCCUGCAUGAUGUGCCUACACGCCUACUUCAACAUCUACCUGCAGGCCAAGAACGGCUGGAAGACCUUCAUCAACCGCCGCACGGCCGUCAAGAAGAUCAACUCGCUGCCGGAGAUGCGCGGCGACCAGCUGAGGGACAUCGAGGACGUGUGCGCCAUCUGCUACCAGGAGUUCGCCACCUCGGCACGCAUCACUCCCUGCCACCACUACUUCCACGCGCUGUGCCUGAGGAAGUGGCUCUACAUCCAGGACACGUGCCCCAUGUGCCACCAGAGGGUGUACGUGGAGGACGAGAGCCGGGACAGAGCGGCGUUCUCCAACAACAACGGGGGCUACGCAGCGCCGCAGGACGUCGCUGCUGAGGCAGAGGGGGGGGGGCCAGCACGGACAAGAGGACGCAGAGCUGCCGGGGGAGGGAGGGGCAGCGGGGGGGCAGGCUGCGGGGGAGCCGGACAACGAGCUGCUGGAGGACAACGACAGCAUAGAGUACGACGAGGACGAGUGGGGGACGCAAAACGGCAACGCACACAUAGAAGAAGACUAUAUCAACGACGACACAGACUCCACCGAGGACUGACAGCAAGAGAUCUAUAGAGAGAAAUAUACAUAUAUCUUUAUUAUAUUUAAGUUAAAAAAUAAUUAUAAAACACUAUCUUAAUUUGUUCCCCAAAAAUGUCAGGGAUAUCAUUCUCCGUUUCCUCGUUAGUCUCUUUUUGAUUUGGGUUUGACUCGAUAAGGGCUCAUGGAAAGUGUGUGUGUGUGUGUGUGUGUGUGUGUGUGUGUGUGUGUGUGUGUGUGUGUGUGUGUGUGUGU
Messenger RNA from Notothenia coriiceps (black rockcod), 2698 nucleotides. RefSeq names its product ring finger protein 139 (gene rnf139). Gene Ontology annotation, molecular function: ubiquitin protein ligase activity; zinc ion binding. The record is from RefSeq and is a predicted model, not a curated record. Gene Ontology annotation, cellular component: Derlin-1 retrotranslocation complex; endomembrane system. Gene Ontology annotation, biological process: ERAD pathway; proteasome-mediated ubiquitin-dependent protein catabolic process. Lineage: Eukaryota; Metazoa; Chordata; Actinopteri; Perciformes; Nototheniidae. The transcript has 6 exons. The coding region runs from base 371 to 2479 and encodes 702 amino acids.